Molecule: messenger RNA, 466 nt
Organism: Paramecium sonneborni
Lineage: Eukaryota; Ciliophora; Oligohymenophorea; Peniculida; Parameciidae
Source: the annotation of a GenBank genome assembly
ACAAGAUUUAGCAUUCUUAAAAUGACUAAAUAAGGUAUUAUUUAUAAAUCUAAAUUAAUAUUAUUUCAGAUGAUUUUAGAAAAUAUUUAGAACGAAUAGAAUGAUGAAAAGGUGUAAAAACUUAAAGAAGAGUUUUAAGCUUUAAUAUAGAGGAUUUAAUGGAAAAAGAAAAAGUAUAUUGAAUUAAAAGAAAUAAUGAAUGAGGAAAAUCUUAUGAUUAAUUUUUUCGAAAAGGGUAAAUGUUUAUUUUAUGCUCUAUAAAAUAGGUGAGGAUGGAGUACAUUAAACAAGAAGAGGAAAUAAUAGAAUAUAGAUAGGCAAAACUAGAAAAUAUGAAUGCAAGGUAUGUAAAAAAACAUAUGAUAAAUAUCAAUAACUUGGAGGACACUUAAGAAAAGGGCAUCCUAAAAUUUUAUGUUCAAAAGAUAGUUCUUUUGAGGUAUAACCUGAAGAAAUUUGAAAAUAG